GAGUUUUCGGGAAGAACCGGAAGUAACAGCAGGCGCGGCAUCGUUGAAGAAGCAAACAUGGCGUCCAAACGCAGGGUGGACGCGAUGGUUCCUGCUGAAGAGAGCGACCAGCUGCUGAUCCGACCCCUGGGGGCUGGACAAGAGGUGGGACGGUCCUGCAUCAUAUUGGAGUUCAAAGGGAGGAAGAUCAUGCUAGACUGUGGGAUCCAUCCUGGUCUGGAGGGGAUGGACGCCCUGCCGUACAUUGACCUGAUCGAUCCGGCUGAGAUCGACCUGCUGCUCAUCAGUCAUUUCCACCUGGACCACUGCGGAGCCCUGCCUUGGUUUCUGCAGAAGACCAGUUUUAAAGGGCGGACGUUCAUGACGCAUGCCACCAAAGCCAUCUAUCGUUGGCUGCUGUCAGACUACAUCAAAGUCAGUAACAUUUCUGCUGAUGAGAUGCUCUACACGGAGACGGACCUGGAAGACAGCAUGGAAAAGAUUGAGACCAUUAACUUCCACGAGGUAAAGGAGGUGGCUGGCAUCAAGUUCUGGUGCUAUCAUGCUGGCCAUGUGCUUGGAGCCGCUAUGUUCAUGAUCGAGAUCGCAGGAGUCAAGUUGUUGUACACAGGAGACUUCUCCCGCCAAGAGGACAGACACUUGAUGGCGGCGGAGAUCCCAAGUGUGAAACCAGACAUUCUCAUCACAGAAUCCACCUAUGGAACACACAUCCAUGAGAAGCGUGAGGAGAGAGAGGCCCGUUUCUGCAACACGGUGCACGACAUUGUAAACAGGGAGGGUCGCUGUCUGAUCCCCGUGUUUGCUCUGGGACGGGCUCAAGAGCUGCUGCUCAUCCUGGACGAGUACUGGCAGAACCACCCAGAGCUCCACGACAUUCCCAUCUACUACGCUUCGUCUCUGGCCCGGAAAUGCAUGGCUGUCUAUCAAACCUACAUCAACGCCAUGAACGACAAGAUCCGCAAAGCCAUCAACGUCAACAACCCUUUUGUCUUCAAACACAUCAGUAACCUGAAGAGCAUGGAUCACUUUGAUGACAUUGGCCCCAGCGUGGUCAUGGCGUCCCCCGGGAUGAUGCAGAGCGGUCUGUCCCGGGAGCUGUUUGAGAGCUGGUGCACGGACAAGAGAAACGGUGUCAUCAUCGCUGGAUACUGCGUUGAGGGAACGCUGGCCAAGCACAUCAUGACGGAGCCUGACGAGAUCACCACCAUGUCGGGCCAGAAGCUCCCUCUGAAGAUGUCUGUGGACUACAUCUCCUUCUCUGCUCACACAGACUACCAGCAGACAAGCGAGUUCAUCCGAGCACUCAAGCCUCCCCAUGUGAUUCUGGUGCACGGAGAGCAGAAUGAGAUGGCCCGGCUGAAGGCGGCUCUGAUCCGUGAGUACGAGGACAACGACGAGGUCCACAUCGAGGUCCACAACCCGAGGAAUACCGAGGCUGUUACUCUGAACUUCAGAGGAGAGAAGCUGGCUAAGGUGAUGGGCUCACUCGCUGACCAAAAGUGUGCCCAAGGUCAGAGGGUUUCUGGGAUCCUCGUAAAAAGGAACUUCAACUACCACAUCCUGAUGCCGUCCGACCUUUGCAAGUAUACAGAUCUCUCUGUGGGCACGGUCACUCAGAGUCAGGCCAUCCCCUUCACAGGACCCAUCUCUCUCCUGGUCAGUCAAUUGAGGAACCUGGCAGGUGACGUGCAGCAGGUGGAGGGAGCUGAAAAAAUUACAGUGAAGAUCUUUAAGAGCAUUAGUCUAGUCCAUGAAGCCGGCAUGGUGCAGCUGGAGUGGAACUCCAGCCCGCUCAACGACAUGUAUGCUGACGUGGUGGCCACCGUGGUCCUGGAGGUUCAGUCAAAUCCCAACACCCAGAAGUUUCUGGAGGGCCGGAGGGAAACGUUUGACGAGGAGGUGUUUGUGGAGCGACUGGAGCUCAUGCUGCAUGACAUGUUCGGGGAGGACUGUGUGAACUUCAGCAACAGUGAAAGCUUCAGUGUGAUGGUGGACGGCGCCACGGCAACCAUCAACCCAGUCACACGAGUUGUGACGUGUGCAGAAGACGAGCCUCUGAGGGAGAUGAUUGAAGUUGCCGUUCAUCGGCUCUACGACGCUCUCAGCCCCGCCUUUUGACUGGCCCCCCUCUUCCUGGCUAACAUUUAGACAGUUGUUUUUUUGUGCCAAUAUUCUGUGAAACUAAAUGAUAUUAAAUAAUGUUCAUGACUU
This is a messenger RNA of Oryzias latipes (Japanese medaka), 2211 nucleotides long. RefSeq names its product cleavage and polyadenylation specific factor 3 (gene cpsf3). NCBI's taxonomy places the organism in Eukaryota, Metazoa, Chordata, Actinopteri, Beloniformes, Adrianichthyidae. Gene Ontology annotation, molecular function: RNA binding; 5'-3' RNA exonuclease activity; RNA endonuclease activity. Gene Ontology annotation, biological process: mRNA 3'-end processing by stem-loop binding and cleavage. Gene Ontology annotation, cellular component: mRNA cleavage and polyadenylation specificity factor complex. The record is from RefSeq and is a predicted model, not a curated record.